AUGUAUGUUGGUGUUGCCAUCAACCUGAUAGCUAAUCUGGCGUCUAGUGAUCAACGCUAUGUUGCUGUCAAGAUCAAAGUGCCCGAUCGAGAAAAGUCAAACGAAUUACUGAUACAGACCCAGCUCGCAGCCAGAAUAUCAGAAACUCCGCGCUCAGAGUAUAUUGUACAUCUACUGAACUCAUUCUAUCACCAAGGGCCAAACGGCAAUCAUCUAUGUACUGUGCUCGAGCCGAUGGGCCCGAGCCUGUCUACAGUCCUCAACGCCCCAUUCGAGAUCUACGACCCUUUGAACCCCCCCGUUCGAUGCCUUGCCAAAGAACAGAUCAAACGAAUUUUGAGGCACGUGCUCUUGGGGCUUAGCUUUCUUCACGACAAUGGCAUAGUCCACGGUGAUCUCCAUUCAGGCAACAUUCUCUUCGCCUUGCAAGAUCUAUCAUCGGUGGAGCGCGUCGCUCUUGAGCAAACCACGGAAAACUCUAGAAUCGACCAAUUGCAUCGUAUCGACGGAAAAUGCGACAAAUGGGCUCCUACAUAUUUAGCCGUCGCCGAACCCCUAUCUCAGCACGUCCGCUCAAGGGAAGCCGAGGCAGUCAAGCUUUCAGAUCUAGGGGGAGCUUUUCGCAGCGAUGAUCCCCCGCAGUCAGUCGUCACUCCACUUUGUCUCCGAGCGCCGGAAGUUAUCUUACAUGAACCUAUUGGAACUGGUAUCGACAUCUGGAGUUUUGGUUGUUUAGCCUACGAGCUUAUCACAGGGACUGUGCUGUUUCAACUGCCUGUAAUCGGGCUUAGCGAUGAGGGAUUGAAAGACGAGUGUCUGAUCCAACUAACGGAUAUCAUUGGCCCUCCGUGGCCUGCCACGUGUCCACGAAUCUCUAGAGAGGCUAGCGAAAGCGCAAAAGAAUGCUGA
This is a messenger RNA of Colletotrichum gloeosporioides, 909 nucleotides long. RefSeq names its product Serine/threonine-protein kinase Doa. The coding region runs from base 1 to 909 and encodes 302 amino acids. Gene Ontology annotation, molecular function: protein kinase activity; ATP binding. Gene Ontology annotation, biological process: protein phosphorylation. The record is from RefSeq and is a predicted model, not a curated record. Lineage: Eukaryota; Fungi; Ascomycota; Sordariomycetes; Glomerellales; Glomerellaceae. The transcript is spliced from 2 exons.